AUGGGAGAUAAUUCAGGGGCUUGGGGUGGGGAAGAAAUGUGGGAGGUGGAGAAGAAAUGCGUCAAAUUUGGUGAGAUGUCUGAUGUCUCUUGUAGCGGUCCAUAUUUCUUUCAUGAUAAUUUCUAUUUAGAUCGAAUGCAAUCGCCUCAAGAACUUGAAUCAACCGAAAUUGAAUCAAGGGAAAACACAUCAAGAAUGGAAAGUACCCCUGAAGUGGUUGUUAUCGGAUCGAAUGAUGGAGACGACGUUGCAGCAGCCGUUGAUGGUGUUUGUGAGUGCAUCCAAUUUGGUGAGGAGAUAAAGAAACUUAAAGAUGGAACCACCACAUCAUUGCAUAGGCAUAUUAGUGAUUGCCCAAAGUUAAGAGUCGUCAACACCAUUCAUCCAGAUUCUGAUUUCAAGCUUAACAAAUGCAUAYUGAGUUUUAUUGAUGUACCACCACCUUAUUCUGGACUAUGUAUAUAUGAUUCCCUCUUUAAGUGUUUAAAAGAGUGGAAUAUUGAGACAAAGGUUGCUACUUUGAUGAUUGACAAUGUUACAACUAAUGAUGUGGUGGCUACAAAGUUGAUGGAAAUUAUGAAUCUUCAGAAAAAGCUUGUUGUUGGGGGAAGUUAUUCCAUGUGCGGUCAAUUGCAUAUAUUUAGCGAACUUUCCAAGCAAAUGACCUUAUCAAAGAAGCAUUUGAUCUUAGAUGUUAGUACCCGAUGGAAUGCUACGUAUGUUAUGUUGUCUACGGCCUUGGAGUUUACAGAAGUGUUUGUGAAUUAUGUCGAUCAAGAAUCAACAUACAAGACCUUGCCGACCUCGGAAGAUUGGGACAAAGUUGAAGUUAUAUGCUCCUUCUUGGGGCUUUUCAAUGAGGUUACAAAAAUAAUUUCAGGCUCCGAAUAUCCUACCUCUAAUUUGUUUCUUAGUGAGUUGUAUGGGAUUAAAGAAGCAUUAGAUGAUUUAUCUUUAGAUGAGAGUAAAUACAUGAGAGAUAUGGCUCUUAAGAUGAAAAAGAUAUUUGACAAAUAUUCGGGUACUUGUAAUAUGUUGAUUUCCAUUGGUGCUGUUUUAGAUCCUAGAUACAACAUGAAGUUGGUUGAGUUCUCUUUUAGUUCCAUUUAUUCAACGGAUGAGGCACCUAAACAAAUGAAAAUUGUUCAAGAUACUCUUACUAAAAUGUUUGAAGAGUAUGUUGAACAACAUAAAGCAGCUAAUGUUGUUCAAAUAAGUAGUGCACCUAACAAGAGUGAAAGUCGAGUUAAGAGUGGUUAUAUCAAGUUAAGUUUUAGAGUUGGUAUCUAG
This is a messenger RNA of Cynara cardunculus var. scolymus (artichoke), 1290 nucleotides long. Its product is annotated as zinc finger BED domain-containing protein RICESLEEPER 2-like. NCBI's taxonomy places the organism in Eukaryota, Viridiplantae, Streptophyta, Magnoliopsida, Asterales, Asteraceae. The record is from RefSeq and is a predicted model, not a curated record. The transcript is spliced from 6 exons. Bases 1 to 1290 code for a protein of 429 amino acids. Gene Ontology annotation, molecular function: DNA binding.